AUGGGUGCUUCUUCAGUUGCCAGUGACGACUCGAACAACGACGACGGUUUCAUUGUCGAUAUUGAUGCCAUCCAGGCUCAUGGUAUCGGUGCUGUCGAUAUCUCGAAGCUGAAGUCAAAUGGUUACUACACGAUCGCAUCGGUACAUUCGGCUACUCGUCGCAAUCUAUUGAAGAUCAAAGGUUUCAGUGAGAUUAAGGUCGACAAGGUCAAGGAUGCCAUCGCCAAAUGCCAGCCUUCCGGAGGAGGCUUCCAGACUGCUCAUGAGCUUGGACAUCUACGUAAGCGUGUCAUCAAGAUCUCCACUGGCAGCAAGGCGCUCGAUACUGUUCUCGGAGGUGGUUUCCAAACGAUGAGCAUCAGCGAGGUCUUCGGAGAGUUCCGCUGCGGAAAGACUCAGCUGUCACAUACCAUGUCUGUUAUCGCACAGCUGCCGAAGGAUAUGGGCGGUGCAGAAGGCAAGGUGGCAUACAUCGAUACCGAAGGAACCUUCCGACCCGAGAGAAUAGCCCAGAUCGCAGAGCGGUUCGGAGUCGACCCUGAGACUGCCCAAGACAACAUAACCUAUGCUCGCGCAGUGAACUCGGAGCAUCAGAUGGAACUUCUCAACAAAGUCGCCGAGUUCUUUGUCAGCAAUAAGUAUCGGCUGCUCAUCAUCGACAGUAUCAUGGCUCUCUUUCGUGUCGACUACACGGGCCGCGGUGAACUCAAUGAGCGGCAGCAGAAGCUGAACCAAUUCCUCUCGAAGUUGACGCAUGUCGCUGAAGAGUUCAACGUGGCUGUGCUCUUGACAAACCAAGUCCAGAGUGAUCCUGGAGCAAGCGCUCUCUUCGCUGGUGCAGAUGGCCGCAAGCCAAUUGGUGGUCACAUCCUCGCCCACGCUUCCGCUACGAGGAUUCUUCUUCGCAAAGGUCGGGGUGAAGAGCGAGUUGCCAAGAUUCAAGACUCUCCUGACAUGCCGGAGAAGGAGGCAACUUAUAUCAUCACGAACGGCGGCAUCAAUGAUCCAGAGAAGGUGUGA
Molecule: messenger RNA, 1020 nt
Organism: Alternaria atra
Lineage: Eukaryota; Fungi; Ascomycota; Dothideomycetes; Pleosporales; Pleosporaceae
Exons: 8
Coding region: 1-1020 (339 amino acids)
Biological process (GO): mitotic recombination; reciprocal meiotic recombination; DNA repair
Cellular component (GO): nucleus; condensed nuclear chromosome
Molecular function (GO): ATP-dependent DNA damage sensor activity; double-stranded DNA binding; DNA strand exchange activity
Source: RefSeq, a predicted model, not a curated record